Messenger RNA from Asparagus officinalis (garden asparagus), 2509 nucleotides. RefSeq names its product boron transporter 4-like. The record is from RefSeq and is a predicted model, not a curated record. The transcript has 14 exons. NCBI's taxonomy places the organism in Eukaryota, Viridiplantae, Streptophyta, Magnoliopsida, Asparagales, Asparagaceae. Gene Ontology annotation, cellular component: plasma membrane. The coding region runs from base 189 to 2213 and encodes 674 amino acids. Gene Ontology annotation, biological process: monoatomic anion transport; monoatomic ion homeostasis; transmembrane transport. Gene Ontology annotation, molecular function: solute:inorganic anion antiporter activity.
CCUCGUUCACCCCAUCGUCUUCUCAGGACCCCGGCGCCUCCUAUAAAUAGCAAAAAGAGGUCAAGAAUCCAUUUUUAGGGUUUCGUUUUGACCUCCAACAGAGAAGAGAGAAGCUAGAGAGCUUCUCCUCUCUCUCGUUAGAAGGAGCGGAUUCCGCCCUGCUCAGAUAUCAAGGAUUUUACUCGAGAAUGGAUCAUAUCAGGCAUCCAUUUAGGGGAAUCAUCAGUGAUGUCAAUGGUAGAGCACCGUGUUACCGGCAAGAUUGGAUGGCCGGGUUUCAUUCAGGAUUCAGGAUCUUGGCACCUACUAUGUACAUCUUUUUUGCUUCUGCUUUACCUGUUAUUGCUUUUGGAGAGCAGCUAAGUAAAGACACAGAAGGAGCACUAAGCACGGUGGAAACUUUAGCUUCUACUGCGAUUGCUGGUAUAAUACACUCGAUAUUAGGAGGACAGCCCAUGUUAAUUCUUGGAGUUGCCGAACCGACUGUGAUAAUGUACACAUACUUGUACAAUUUUGCCAAAGACCGAGAGGACCUGGGUGCACGACUAUUUUUGGCUUGGGCUGGAUGGGUUUGCGUCUGGACUGCUAUCAUGCUGUUCCUUCUGGCAGCUUUUAAUGCUUCUGCUAUAAUUAGUAGAUUCACCAGGGUCGCAGGAGAACUCUUUGGGAUGUUAAUCACGGUUCUUUUCUUUCAAGAAGCUAUCAAGGGUCUGGUGAGUGAGUUUAAUGUACCAAAAGGCGAAGAUUCGAGUCUAGUGGUAAACCAGUUCCAGUGGCUUUAUACGAACGGAUUGCUGGGCCUCAUAUUUUCUGGUGGCCUUCUGUACACUUCAUUAAAGAGUAGAAAGGCAAGGUCAUGGAGAUAUGGCACAGGGUGGUUUAGAAGUUUCGUUGCCGACUACGGAGUUCCUUUGAUGGUAGUUGCAUGGACUGCAGUAUCAUAUGCAACCCCUAACAAAGUUCCUUCUGGGGUUCCAAGGAGGCUCUUCAGCCCCCUUCCCUGGGAUCCCAAGUCGGUGCAUCACUGGACUGUUGCAAAGGAUUUGCUGUCAGUUCCCGUGGUCUAUAUAUUUGCUGCAAUUAUACCCGCCCUUAUGGUUGCAGGCCUUUAUUUCUUUGACCAUAGUGUUGCUUCACAGUUGGCACAGCAGAAGGAGUUCAAUCUUAGAAACCCAUCAGCUUACCAUCAUGACAUCUUAAUCCUUGGUUUUGUGGUUUUGAUUUCUGGAUUGCUCGGAAUUCCUCCUUCAAACGGGGUUCUUCCACAGUCUCCUAUGCACACCAAGAGCCUUGCUGUUCUCAAGGGACAGUUAAUUCGAAAGAAAAUGGUUGAAAGUGCUAAAGAAAGCAUUCAGAAGAAAGCCAGCAACUCAGAAGUAUAUGGGAAAAUGCAAGAGGUUUUUAUAGAAAUGGACAAAGGACAUACACCUAUCUCAGUAGAUAAAGAACUGAAGAACUUGAAGGACGCAGUUAUGGGGAACAAAACCAAUGGAGAGGAAAAGAAAGAUUCAUUUGAUCCUGAGAAGCAUAUAGAUGAAUACUUGCCUGUUCGUGUAAAUGAACAGAGAGUUACCAACCUGCUGCAGGCUCUCCUUGUGGGUGCUUCCCUUGGAGCUAUGCCCGUAAUCAAGAAGAUUCCCACCUCAGUGCUCUGGGGAUAUUUUGCUUACAUGGCUGUUGAUAGUCUCCCUGGAAACCAGUUCUGGGAAAGGCUAUUACUUCUGUUUAUCACUCCUGGCCGGAGAUACAAGGUUCUAGAAGGCGCACAUGCAUCAUUUGUAGAAUCAGUUCCAUUCCGGAAAAUAGCUAUCUUCACAAUUUUCCAACUCGUGUAUCUUCUGGCGGUUUUUGGUAUUACAUGGAUACCAAUAGCAGGGAUUUUGUUCCCUCUACCAUUCUUCAUUCUGAUUGGCAUCAGGCAGUAUCUUCUACCUAAAUUUUUCAACCCGUAUCACUUAUGGGAGUUGGAUGCCGCUGAAUAUGAAGAAAUUGAAGGCGUCCCUCAGCGAGAGCGUACCCUCUCCUUCGCGGAUCAAGAUAGGGCACAAUUGGGCAGUGAAGAGGGCGCUGUCGAUGUUUUUGAUGCUGAAAUACUGGAUGAGCUCACUACGAGCAGAGGAGAACUCAAGCAUAGAUCUCUGAGCUUCCAUGAAGAGAGGGCCUUGCAAGACUUGCAGGUUCACCCUGAGAUAAACUCGCAAAGGAAAGACUAAAACCUGGAGCGUGCUACUGAUCACCUUCAAAGCGAGAAACGAAAGGCCGGAGUACUGUAAACGUGUAAAGAGUAGGAAAAGGGAGUGCGUCUCAGCUUUGUGUCUCUGUGAUUAAUCGUGUUAGUUGAAAGUUUAGAGCUACGUGGAAACUGCGAGCGCUACUUGUUGUUUGUAAAUUAAGUUUUCAGAAUGUACUACUGAAAACAGGGAGCAUGUAUGAUAUAACACAAGAAUAUGUGUUGUUGAGCUUCCACUACAUGUAUAAUAACAACGAAGUAGAUGGUUUUUUGGUCUGC